Messenger RNA from Dioscorea cayenensis subsp. rotundata (Guinea yam), 684 nucleotides. RefSeq lists its product as uncharacterized. Bases 176 to 403 code for a protein of 75 amino acids. The record is from RefSeq and is a predicted model, not a curated record. The transcript is spliced from 2 exons. Lineage: Eukaryota; Viridiplantae; Streptophyta; Magnoliopsida; Dioscoreales; Dioscoreaceae.
AUAAUUAAAACUUAAAAAAAAAACCUAAAAAGUGAAAGAGCCGCAACCUGAUUAGCAGUCUUCGCCCGCUUCUCGUCGUCCGUCUAGAUCGCUCGCCGUCGGUACGCCGUCGUCGUUGCAUCCGUCCGCUGUCUUCGUGCUUAGAGCUGAAGUAGAACUCUAGUCCGUCGUCGUUAUGGCCUUGACGAACUUUGUGGUCACGGUGGCGGCGGUGACUGCCGCGGUGUUGCUCUUCCGCUCGGAUGUCAGGCAGUCGGCGAGAAUAUUUCGCCAGAAUGUUCGCCAGAUUCGGGUGUGGCUUGAAGAAGAGUCAACCUCCGCCGCCAAGUCUGCAGAACGAACCCGGCCUAAAGAAUUGGACACACAGGUUCCAAAGGAAGAAACCCCCAAAGAGAAGCACUGAUGGUUUGUGUUCCUAUGUUCUAUAUAUGUUUUUGAGACCUUUCUGUAUGCUCGGCUAAGAGUGUUCCAAAUUAACCGAUGUGGGACUAUUGGUUAUUCUAAUAGCAUGUUAUGAGGUGUAGGUCUAAUUUUUCAUGCUUUUUGUUUGAAGAGAUGAAUAAAAGGAUAUAGAUUCAGAAUCCAAUAUGAUUAUUUUGUGUCGAAACUACAUAUUUUUUAAUGUCUUCGAGCAAGCAUUAUCUUUGUAAUAUAUGUGAAACAAAUUUUUGAAGUUUGUGAUUA